This is a messenger RNA of Naegleria gruberi, 2325 nucleotides long. RefSeq names its product poly(A)-specific ribonuclease. The coding region runs from base 92 to 2215 and encodes 707 amino acids. Gene Ontology annotation, cellular component: cytoplasm. NCBI's taxonomy places the organism in Eukaryota, Heterolobosea, Eutetramitea, Acrasida, Naegleriidae. The record is from RefSeq and is a predicted model, not a curated record. Gene Ontology annotation, molecular function: 3'-5'-RNA exonuclease activity; RNA binding. The transcript has 4 exons.
CAAGUUGUUGCCAACACCCCUACUGAAAAGCAGGAAGCACUCCCUUCAGAAUUAGAACAAACAGUGGUAGCAACAGAGGAAGCAACCAUUCAUGGAGAAUACAGCACAUCUCCCUGAUCAGAGUGCAACAACAGCAAUAAAUUUGGAAACAUCAGCAACAAUGGUUUCUGAACCAAUGAAUGGCACAACAACAAUUGCUAAUACAACCACUACUACUACAAAUAAUGAAACGGAAACAAUACAAAAUAAUUCAUCAAGUAAAACUUCGGAACAAAUUAAAAAGGAAGUUGAAGAUAUUGCUAACAAAAUUGCCUUGGAAAGGGCAACAAACUUGAGAAAGGAGCAACCUGUUAAAAAACCAUCAUCAUCAAUCAUUGAUGUUACUAGAUUAAAUUUCGAUGAAAAGUUUCAAGAAAUUCAAGAACUUCUUCCUACCACUGCAUUUAUCAGUUUUGAUCUUGAAAUGACCGGAUUAGAAGUAGAAUAUCUUAAAUUGAAAGAUAGUGUUAAAGCAUUUGAAGUUAUUCAAGUUGGUCUCUGUUUGUGGUUUGUUAAGGAUGUUGUAGAAGAACAACCAGCUACCGACUCUAUGCAAGAUGACGAAAUUAUUGACCAAGCAGAGAGAUUAAGAAGACUUAUAAAAUCAUCAAUGAACAAAAAGACCACUACUACAGUCACAGCUAAGCCAUAUAAUUUCUACGUUUUCAAAUCACCAACUCGUUCAGCAAAUGUAUUUUCAUGUCAAAACACUUGUCUUCAAUUUUUAGUCAAUAACAAGAUGGAUAUCAAUAAGGUAAUCGGUCAAGGUAUCAGUUAUAUGAAUGAGGAUGAAGAAGAAGCCAUCAGAGAAAAUGUCACAAGAAUUACCAAGCAAAAGGCUGCUUCUGCUACCAAUAGAAGAAAGUCUGAUCGUGGAGAUAAGAUUCAAGUUGAAAAUUUAAAACCAGAACAACGUGAAUUUUUGGAAAAUUGUAAAAGUAGAGUUGCUGAAUGGUUUGAUAAUUCAGAAGAUGAUGAUAUUAACUUGGAUCCUUGCAAUACUUUUGAAAGAAAGUUGCUCUUCCAAGAAUUUGGAGAAAUGAUUACCCUUACAACUAUUUACGCCAACAAUAGAACAGCAUUUAUUCGAGUACAGAGAGCUAGUGGAGAAAGUGAAGAAGAAAAGAUGCAAAGAGAAAUCAGAGAGGCUGUAAAUAGAGAUAUUGGAUUUUCAAGAAUUAUCAGAGAAUUGAAAAAACACAAACACUUAUUCUUUAUUGGCCAUAAUGCCAUGCUGGAUAUGAUGCACAUUGUUCACAAAUUUAUACAACCACUUCCAGAGUCUUCAGAACAAUUCAAGACUAUUGUUAGAGAGAAUUUUGAACAUGUAAUAGAUACCAAAUAUAUCUGUGAGACUUAUCCUCAAAUUUCUUCAGCUCUUGGCAGAGACACCUCUCUGAGAACCGCUUUUGAAUAUACACUCAAUAAUAACAACACAGAUGGUCCAGUUUUUGAAAACUUCACAGAGUUUUAUUCUUCCAUCAAGGAUUUCGAUCACGUUGCUGCAUUUGAUGCUUUCAUGACUGGUUAUGUAUUUUACAGAAUUAGCCACAUGAUUGCAACAAACAGAAAUAAUAAGAAUUUUAAAGGAAUUGCCGAUUUGACUCACAUCAAGGAAAUGACAAACAUUAUUAAUAUCCAUAAUUGUGAUUUGAAUUUGAAACUUUUAAAGACUAACCCAUCUGAAGAUAGAUCUGAUGUCUUCCUCUUAACUAAUCUCACACAGGAAAUUACUAAUGAACAUAUUAAGGAUGCGUUCUCAAGGUACGGUAUGAUUAAGAUUUUUUGGAUAAAUGCCAAGUAUUGUUGGGUCAAGCUUUCAAACAAGGCAUCAGUUUUAUCAUGUAACAGAGAUGUCAUGAAUCAAAUGGAAUGCCAUAAUGAAGGAAUGAAAACUUUAGCUUUCGAAAAGGGUGUGACCAUUAUGACCUAUGCCCAAGCACAACAAGGAAAAAUACUUCCAACUAUUUCACAACUUGCUUCUCUAGUGCCUUUGGCAAUGGAAGAUGAAAACUCUAAAAAGCGUAAGAAUGAAGAAGUUGAAGAACAAACCACACCAUCACGAAAUGCAGCAAACACCUCACCUUCCCAAAAUAACAAUCCAAAGAGAGUACGCAGGAGUAGUGGAGUCCCACCAACUGAAUCUGAAAAGGCAUCUUCUUGCAACAUUCUCUAAUGUGUUUCACUCUCAAUUUUGGCAAAGGGAUUAUCACAGUGAAACCUAAACUCAAAAAAAAGCAUUGAGCUCAAUAAUGUAAGUUAAAUAAAUCCAAAGAUUGUUUUUAU